UAAGUUUCUCUCAAUCCAAAUCAAAAGAAUCCUACAUUCAUAGUUCUACUUUUGGCCAUGGCCAGUGUAAGGCUUAUAGGAGGGCGUGCAAGCCCAUUUGUGAACCGGGUUCAAAUUGCUCUCAACUUAAAAUCGAUUGACUAUGAGUUCUUGCAAGAGAAAUUUGGUUCCAAAAGCGAGCUUCUCCUCAAAUCGAACCCGAUUCACAAAAAAAUACCGGUUCUUAUUCACGAAGACAGAGCUAUUUGCGAGUCCCUCAUCAUUGUUCAGUACAUCGACGAGACAUGGACGUCAGGACCUUCUAUUUUGCCUUCUGAUUCCUAUGAUCGUGCUACUGCACAAUUCUGGGCGGCCUAUAUUGACGAGAAGUGUACACCAAACUUGAGGGCUCUUCGAGCGGCGAAAGGAGAAGAAGAGAAAUCGGAAGCGUCAAAUCGGCUUUUCGAAAUGUGGAUCUUGUUAGAAGAAGUUCUUGUCAAGCGCAGUGAAGGGGGAAAAGGCUUCUUUGGUGGCGACAAAAUCGGGUACGUUGACAUAGCACUUGGGUGUUCCUUGGGGUGGCUGAAGGCGAUGGAGAAGCUAUUGGGUGUGAAGCUGCUCAACGCUGAAAAGACGCCGGAGCUAGUGCGGUGGGCCGAGAGGUUCUGUGCAGAUGAUGCAGUGAAGGGUGUUAUUCCAGAAACUGAGGAGCUUUUAGAAUUCUCCAAGAAUUUUAUACCAAAAGUCUUAGUCUCCUAAUCGACAUGGUUGAAAUUUCGGUCACUUGGAAAGUCUGGAAUAUAGGAAGCUUUUUAUUGUGACAGAUGAACUUCUUCGUUCUUUUGGUGUUUUCAAUUUCGUUCUACGUACUAUGAAUGAAAGCAUUGAAGUACGAGUCGAGUAUAAUUAUUAAUACUCCGUAACUGCGCCAAAAAUAGCGGGGAGGC
Messenger RNA from Rhododendron vialii, 926 nucleotides. Its product is annotated as glutathione S-transferase U17-like. NCBI's taxonomy places the organism in Eukaryota, Viridiplantae, Streptophyta, Magnoliopsida, Ericales, Ericaceae. Gene Ontology annotation, biological process: glutathione metabolic process. The record is from RefSeq and is a predicted model, not a curated record. The transcript has 2 exons. Gene Ontology annotation, cellular component: cytoplasm. Bases 58 to 738 code for a protein of 226 amino acids. Gene Ontology annotation, molecular function: glutathione transferase activity.